UUAAUGGUCCAACAACUUGCAUCCACAUCCACAGCAAGCAAUGCCGUCUGCGCCAUCUCCGUCAUCUCCGCCGCGCCUUCUCUACAAAACUGGGUCAAAUUCAAUGCCACCUGCACUAAUUUAGCUGCCCCUGAAAAGUGAAAACUUACGCGCAUGUCUCCCUCUCCGUCCAGCUGCCGUUCAAAUUAGAUUUUCAUUUCUUCCAAAAUCGCCCUCCUCCGUCUCCAAUUUCUUCUUCCAAGUCCAGCUCUUUAUUCUAUCUCUCUCUCAUUCUCUCUGCAAAUAAUCUUUUUUCUAGCCCUAAUCGUGUCCCUCGGUCUGUCUUUGCAUCUACAGUGCACAUUCAACAUCACAGGCGGCGAGAAGAGGGAGGAGUCGUCGGUGAAGUUUGGCGGAAAUGUGGGAACGGUGCUUGGAUGAGCGCCGUGUGCGGAAGAUCCAGCGAGCUUUCCGAAGAGGAAAGCUUACUCUUUUGUGCCUCUUCAUGACCAUCAUCGUCCUCCGCAGCACGCUAGGCGCAGGCAAAUUUGGCACGCCGGAGCAGGAUUUCAAUGAUAUCAGCGACCGCCUUAGAUCUCACCACCGUGUCCUCAUCGAGCAGCAUUCCUCAUCGUCGUCUUCCACCGCCGGAGUCGCAGAGGAAGAGGACCCGCCUCCGGAUCCCUCAAAGCCUUACUCCCUCGGUCCGAAAAUCUCUGAUUGGGACAAACAGCGCGCUCGCUGGCUCCAUUCCCAUCCUGAAACCCCCAACUUUCUCACGGCGACAAAACCCCGCGUCCUUCUCGUCACCGGUUCCUCGCCCAAGCCGUGCGAAAACCCUGUCGGCGACCAUUACCUCUUGAAAUCGAUCAAGAAUAAGAUCGACUACUGCCGCGUUCACGGCAUCGAGAUCUUCUACAACUUCGCUCUUCUCGACGCCGAAAUGGCCGGUUUCUGGGCCAAGCUUCCCCUCAUCCGCAAACUCCUCCUCUCCCACCCUGAAAUCGAGUUUCUCUGGUGGAUGGAUUCCGACGCAAUGUUCACCGACAUGGCCUUCGAGCUCCCCUGGGAUCGCUACGUACCUUAUAACCUCAUCAUGCACGGCUGGAACGAAAUGGUCUACAACGACCGCAACUGGAUCGGUCUCAACACUGGAAGCUUCCUUCUCCGGAACUCCCAAUGGUCGCUUGAUCUCCUCGACGCUUGGGCUCCCAUGGGUCCUAAGGGCAAAAUCCGCGAAGAAGCCGGUAAAGUCCUUACCCAGUUUCUAAAAGACCGGCCUGUAUUCGAGGCCGACGACCAGUCCGCCAUGGUCUACCUCCUCGUCACCCAGAAAGAUCGAUGGGCCGAUAAGGUCUAUCUCGAGAGUGCUUAUUACCUCCAUGGAUACUGGGGAAUUCUUGUGGAUAGGUACGAGGAGAUGAUGGAAAACUACCACCCAGGUCUCGGCGACCAUCGCUGGCCUCUUGUCACACACUUUGUCGGCUGCAAGCCAUGCGGGAAGUUUGGAGACUACCCUGUCGAACGAUGCCUUAAGCAGAUGGACAGAGCCUUCAAUUUUGGUGACAAUCAGAUCUUGCAAAUGUAUGGCUUUACUCACAAAUCAUUGGCGAGCAGGAAGGUGAAGAGAGUUCGAAAUGAAACUGCUAAUCCGCUGGAGGCCAUGGAUGAACUUGGAUUGCUUCAUCCACAGUUCAAAGCAGUUAAGAAUCUGAAUUCUGAAUCUUGAUUUUUCAUUUGGCUGCAAUGUGUUUGUGGUGGGAUAGAGGAUCUCUAUUUGGUUCUCGAUAUGUUUUUUGGUAUCAACUAAUAUAUGUUCUAUAUGUUUUAGUUUA
Molecule: messenger RNA, 1814 nt
Organism: Dendrobium catenatum
Lineage: Eukaryota; Viridiplantae; Streptophyta; Magnoliopsida; Asparagales; Orchidaceae
Product: xyloglucan 6-xylosyltransferase 2
Exons: 2
Coding region: 398-1708 (436 amino acids)
Biological process (GO): xyloglucan biosynthetic process
Cellular component (GO): endosome; trans-Golgi network; membrane
Molecular function (GO): hexosyltransferase activity; UDP-xylosyltransferase activity; xyloglucan 6-xylosyltransferase activity
Source: RefSeq, a predicted model, not a curated record